This is a messenger RNA of Anguilla rostrata (American eel), 805 nucleotides long. It is a transcript of the gene mrpl41, whose product is annotated as mitochondrial ribosomal protein L41. The transcript has 2 exons. Lineage: Eukaryota; Metazoa; Chordata; Actinopteri; Anguilliformes; Anguillidae. Gene Ontology annotation, molecular function: structural constituent of ribosome. The record is from RefSeq and is a predicted model, not a curated record. The coding region runs from base 272 to 679 and encodes 135 amino acids. Gene Ontology annotation, cellular component: mitochondrial large ribosomal subunit. Gene Ontology annotation, biological process: translation.
CCAUUAACACCUUCGUUAUAUAUUAUUACAUGUAAAUGUUUACAUGUUUUAACAAACGUCGCUAGAUAGCUACACGUUUCCGUUGCUGUUACAUCAUUAGCUGGACAUCUCGGUUACGUGUACGCAGGGUCAAAAGUGUCCUUCCUUGCAGCAAUGAUGGCCAGUAACUGACAGAUGCACUCUAUCAUUUAAAAGCACAUGCAACUAGAUAGCUGCUAUUGCACAGAAUUGCUUUCAGUAGAUAGCUGCUGAGCCUGACGCACACACACACAUGGGGUUGCUGUCAGCGCUGACGCGGGGAUUGGUGCGGGGGACGCGCCGCAUGGCGGCCUCCACCACCAAACGCGGCCCCCGGACUAUGAACAGGGGCGGGCCCGCGAGGCCCACCGGCGUGCUCACCUCCAGCAGGAAGUUUGUGAGGAUAAGGGAGAUGGUUCCGGAAUUCGUGGUUCCUUCCCUGGAGGGGUUCAAGCUGAAGCCGUACGUGUCCUACCGCACCCCCGAUGGGACGGAGCCCGCCCUCACCCCGGAGGCCCUCUUCUCCCAGGCUGUUGCCCCGCAGAUCAAGAAGGACAUUGAGAACGGAACGUUCAACCCGGAUCAGCUGGAGAAAUAUGGAUUCGAACCCACGCAGGAAGGAAAACUAUUCAAGCUUUACCCUAAGAAUUUUGUGCGGUAGACCAGACUCUUCCUAUCGCCAUUAAACAACUUGGCGGGAAGUGGACACUUUCUACAGUUGACCUAGCUGAUUAGCAGCUGGGAACAGUGGCAUUCCAGAAUAAACUUUAUUUAAACUCUCUGUUCA